Molecule: messenger RNA, 1443 nt
Organism: Babesia bovis T2Bo
Lineage: Eukaryota; Apicomplexa; Aconoidasida; Piroplasmida; Babesiidae
Product: putative integral membrane protein
Exons: 2
Coding region: 172-1248 (358 amino acids)
Source: RefSeq, a predicted model, not a curated record
GAUUGAAUUUUCCCGGAAGGGCCCGAGAUUUAAUUACUAUAUGUAAUAGAUCUCAAUUCAUCGGUAUUUACUACGACUCCAGGCCUUCCGGUAAGGAGCUCGUCAGCGUCUUAUAAGCGCUGAAUCUGCAUUCGCAUUUCUUCUAGCGAAUUUCGCUUCCCUAUCGUCAAAAUGGACUUCGAGGAGCUUAAAAUAUUUAAGAGCUGGGAUCAGGUGAAGCCUUACUUCACUAAUCCCUCUCUUAUUACUGUUGAGGCUUUGUUUGUAUUGUUGACUUUGUGCAAUGUGUACGUCCUUCACACUUUAUUUGUGACUGUGAUUGCCGCUCCCGUAUUCAUUACGUGGUGGCAGUUAACUCAAGGAUUGGUAACAGCUUAUCUUUUGGGUGACUUUGGAACAAUAUACCCUAAGUUGGCCUACUUCCCUGCUGUAAAGAUUGACGUCAAUUUGUUGAAGACAUUGGCCAUGCCCACUGUCGCAUACGUUGCUAUGUUGUGCUCGACCAACAUUAUGCUCUGCAAGGCUCCUUCUACUGCUGCAUUCCCUAUUUUGGCCUCUGGAGCUGUUGCUGCUCACCAUGCUGCACGUUUCAUCGCUUGCGGAGAGGAGUACAUGCCUAUGCGUUGGAAGGCUAUUGGUUUCUUGUUAUUGGCUUUUGUUAUUGGUGCUACUGACAAACACAUAGCUCCUGGUAACAUCAUCACUGUAGCUUUUAUCUAUGCUUUCUUGGCUGCUGUCUUCCGUGCAGGUUUCAUGGAGCGUGCUCUUCACAUUGUUGGUGGUCGUGGCAAUGCUCUUCACAACCACCAGCACUUUUUGGGUGCUAUGAUCUUGCCUUUUGUAUUCUUGGUUAACGGUGAGCUCAAGGUUUUGAUCAACACUCUUCCUUGGGAUAUUACUGCCGCUAGAACUUGGCAAGUUUGGGGGUGCUUCGUCGCUGUCGGAGCUCUCCCCUUCGUUAAGAACGUAGUGUCCAACAGGUUAAUCCGCCAGACUGGUCAAGCUCCAUGGCGUAUGCUUGAGCUUAUUGCUGUUGCCCUUUUGUUUAUCAUCGGUUCUGUAAAGCAGAGUCCUUCGUGGCAAGUGGUCCUAGCCACCAUUUUCGUCAUUGUUGGUCGUUUCCUGGGUGCAGUAGAUGUCAUCAGGAACUUACAAUACGCCCGUGAUGCAGCUUCUCUAGGUCCCAACUCAUCAGAGCCAUUUUUGCAAAAGGAUGAAGCAGCUCUAGUUCAGGAGAUGGAAUCCUAGAUCAUUUUUACAGCUGUUCUACGUGAGUCAACUCACAGGUCUAGACAACUCAACACACUUCAGUGUACUCAGACCGUGGAAAUUUUUGCGGAUUCGCAGAUAACCUAUAGAUAGUCCAUUCUAAUAAGUUAAUUAACAUUAGAUUGGACUAGCGUUUUGAGUAACUCGCGUAUCUAAGAAUUAAUAGUUAUGUGC